This is a messenger RNA of Cuscuta epithymum, 2387 nucleotides long. The record is from the annotation of a GenBank genome assembly. NCBI's taxonomy places the organism in Eukaryota, Viridiplantae, Streptophyta, Magnoliopsida, Solanales, Convolvulaceae.
CUCAACCCCAAUUCAAGAAAAAAAUUCAUAUGACAUAAAUAUUCAAUUCAUAACCACAAUUACAUAUCUUCCCAUUUCAUACAUGUCUCUCUACCUCUCCAAAUAAUAGACAUGGGGGAAAGAAAAAAGUUAUACCCCCAAAAGGAAAAAAGAAAAGGGAAUAAGGAAACUGUUCUUCAUCUUUACCAUCUUUGAACAAAUUUAUAUAUUUUGGUGUAGAAAUGACAAGUUUAUAUGUAUGUAUUAAUAAAAGAUGAGAAAGAUGGGUUUGGAGGAGAAGGCGAUUCACAAAGGUAAUAAUGAGAGAUAUGCAGAAACCACCAAUGGUGUUUCACAUCCUGAAGGAAAGGGAAAUAGGCCUAACAACAAAUAUGUGUUAGCUUGCGCCAUCUUUGCCUCUCUUAAUUGUGUUCUUCUUGGAUAUGAUGUGGGUGUUAUGAGCGGAGCCAUUAUAUUCAUGCAAGAGGACCUACAACUCACAGAGGUGCAAGAAGAAGUCUUUGUGGGAAUCCUAAGUAUAGUUUCUCUCUUGGGAAGUUUAGCAGGAGGAAAGACAUCAGAUGCCAUAGGUAGAAGGUGGACAAUGGCUUUUGCAGCAAUGGUUUUCCAAUCAGGUGCCGCCAUAAUGGCUAUAGCCAACAGUUUCAGAAUCUUGAUGUUCGGUAGAUUCUUGGCUGGAAUCGGGAUUGGGUUCGGGGUCAUGAUCGCACCUGUAUACAUAGCGGAGAUAUCCCCUGCCAUUGCCCGGGGCACUCUCACUUCGUUCCCUGAGAUAUUCACGAACCUCGGGAUUCUGCUCGGGUAUGUUUCGAAUUAUGUGUUUUCGGGUUUGCCCCCGCAUAUAAGCUGGAGAGUCAUGCUUGCCGUGGGGAUAACACCCUCAGUUUUUAUUGGGUUUGCACUAUGUAUCAUCCCGGAGAGUCCUAGAUGGUUGGUAAUGAAGAAUAGGAUUGAUGAAGCAAGGUUGGUGUUGUUGAAGACCAAUGAAAAUGGUAGAAAUGGGGUUGAGGAGAGGUUAGCUGAUAUUCAAAGAGCAGCGGCCGAUUGUGCUGGCGGAGACAAGUAUCAAGGGAAGGAUGUAUGGGGUGAGCUUUUGAGCCCGUCGCCCGGUGUUCUGCGAAUGCUCAUCGCCGGUUGUGGCAUUCAAGUGUUUCAGCAAAUCACAGGUAUUGAUGCAACUGUGUAUUACUGCCCAACGAUCUUCAAAGAUGCUGGGAUGAGGAGCAACUCCCAUCUCUUGGCUGCAACUGUGGCUGUUGGAUUCACAAAAACAAUCUUCAUCCUGAUAGCUAUUAUGUUGAUUGACAAGGUAGGUAGGAAGCCAUUGUUGUACAUGAGCACCAUUGGCAUGACAGUUUCUCUAUUAGCUCUUGGAAUCACACUCUCUUUCCCUUCCUCCUCUUCAUCAUCUCAUGUCAAUCUGGUAAUCCUCUUUGUUUGUUCAAAUGUGGCAUUCUUUUCUAUCGGAAUCGGUCCGAUAUGUUGGGUUCUAUCAUCGGAGAUCUUCCCGUUGAGGCUUCGAGCUCAAGCGUCGGCCCUCGGGGCAGUCGGCAGCAGAGUUAGCAGUGGGGUGGUGGCCAUGUCUUUCCUAUCUAUGUCUCGUGCCAUUACUGUGGGAGGGACGUUUCUGUUUUUUGCUGCUGUUUCCGCUGUGUCUGUGGCCUUUGUUCAUAAGUGUUGCCCUGAAACAAAGGGGAAAUCAUUGGAAGAGAUUGAGAUGAUGUUCCAGAAUGAUAAUGGUGGAGGAAGAGUGCAUGUCGAAGAUGCUGAACUACUUCUAAUGCAGAGACAAGAAUCUUCUGUUUAUUAAGGGAAAACUAUCAAAUAAGCCCCGUACUGUACCGAAAAAGUCAAUUAGGCCCUCGUACUUUACAAACACUCAAUUAAGUCCUCGAACUAUUAAAAAACGUUCAAUUAAGCCCUUUUGGUCGGUAAGUAAUCGGUUUCCCGGUUAAAUGCAACCCGUUUCCCGGCAGCCGCCGUUGCUAGGGUUCGAGCACAUCGUCGUCGUCGUCGCCGUUUAACUGGGAAACCGGUUACUUACUGACUGAAAGGGCUUAAUUGAACCUUUUUUAAUAGUUCGAGGACUUAAUUGAGUGUUUGUAAAGUACGAGUACCUAAUUGACUUUUUUGGUAUAGUACAUGGACUUAUUUGAUAGUUUUCCCGUUUAUUAAUCAUUAAAAAACAAAUUCAUUUUGCAUCUUUGAUGUUUUAAACACAAAUGGGAGUAAUAGUUUGAAGUAAAACAGUACUUCAAAUUUCAUCAAAUUUAUUUUUUUGUUUUGAAUAUUCAAAAAGCAUCCGUUAGUGCCUUCGUCCUAUUUCACUCCCAUUUUGUAAGAUCUCUUUCCUAUUUACUUGGUCAACACACAUAACUCUUAAUCUC